GUGGUGAUGUGCCGGCUGGAGGAUCUGGACUACGCGUAGACUGUUGGACACUGUGGUUGCCGUGCAGCGUUCGGACUUUCUUGUCAUUUUGAAUCGUUGUUUGGAUGUAUUUCUUCUUGGCGAAGACUCGAGGGACGGAGCUGUUAAAUGCGCUCCGUGCGUAACGGAGGAAAUCUGCUCAAGCAGCUGUUUGAAUGACAGUAGUUUUUGAUCCUUAUCUGUUUAAGGGAGCCUAAUUAUUUAAAGUGGCUGCGCAUGGUAAGUCACCGUCUCGGGUGAAACUCAAGAGGUGUUGAUUUCUAAAUACUGACAGGUGUUGCAGUCAUUGGCACUGUGUUAAGUCACAGUGUGCUUUUUUUUGUGAUUUAAAACACCACAGACUCGUAAGGUUGGGUAUGCUAACCAAACCUUUGGUAUGGAUGAUCCACAGAUUUAAUCCAGUUUUUUUUUACGCCCCCAACACUCGGAGGAAACGCACAUUGUAACUGACAAACCUUAUAAUGCGUUUGAAACGCCGGAUGGGAAAGUAACAGUCACUUUUCUUAUUCCCGAGUUGUAGCCGUUUUGGCAGCAGCCAAAAAAAUGACAAGCAACGGACCUGUCAUCGUCUACGAGUGGCUGAAGACCCUCCAGCUCUCCCAGUAUGUCGAGGCGUUCGUGGAUAAUGGAUAUGACGAUCUGGAGGUUUGCAAACAAAUCGGAGACCCCGACUUGGAUGCCAUCGGCGUCUACAUCCCUCACCACCGGCAGAGGAUUCACGACGCGGUGAGGAGGCUGAAGGAGGAAGCCAAAGAGACGGCCAGUGGACUCUACUUCACCCUUGAGCCGAUGCCACCCGCAGCAGAGAUUUACACCGGGCACAUGGUGGAGUACGAGUCCAAACUGCGGGGCUCCAAGUCCUGGACCGAGCCCAACAGCGACCGGGUUGGGCGUAACGGUGGGUACAUGGGCGCGCAGAGGAACCUGACGCUGGGCAACAGGAGGGAGCUGGUGAUUUACCCCAAGCUGAAGCUGAAGAUCAUGAUUAGGGAUAAACUCAUCAGAGAUGGCAUCAACCUGGCCAAGCCGCCCUACUCUAACAAGGUAAGAGGGACCAACUGGUUCAUGGCACCAAAAGCACCCAUCACCUGCCAACAGACAUGCAUGACAACCAGUGGAUGA
Molecule: messenger RNA, 1161 nt
Organism: Stegastes partitus (bicolor damselfish)
Lineage: Eukaryota; Metazoa; Chordata; Actinopteri; Pomacentridae
Product: sterile alpha motif domain-containing protein 5-like
Exons: 1
Coding region: 583-1161 (192 amino acids)
Molecular function (GO): protein binding
Source: RefSeq, a predicted model, not a curated record